Messenger RNA from Aspergillus ruber CBS 135680, 663 nucleotides. RefSeq lists its product as uncharacterized. The record is from RefSeq and is a predicted model, not a curated record. The transcript has 2 exons. The annotation marks the transcript as partial. Gene Ontology annotation, molecular function: protein dimerization activity. NCBI's taxonomy places the organism in Eukaryota, Fungi, Ascomycota, Eurotiomycetes, Eurotiales, Aspergillaceae.
AUGCUAGAAGCUCUUGAAUCAGCUGAAGUCAAGCUUCGAGAGUAUUAUAGGAGAACAGAUGACAAAGAUCUUCAUAAUAUCUAUGCGCAUGGCACUAUUCUAGCACCCCAGCAUAAAUUGCAGUUCUUUCGUACCAAGGAUUGGUCUGAAGAAUAUGCAACAAUAUAUCAUGAAAGUCUUCAAGAUUGGAUGAAAGUAUAUCAGACUGAUAGCCUUUUGACCUCAAGGCCUCAGGCUUCUGUCCAAGCAUCUGAGCUGGAUAAAAUGCUCGCAUUUGAGACUGAGUCCACCCAGAACCAAGAUGAAUUAACAAGAUAUCUACAAGGAGGUUUGGUCUCAAUUAGCCCUCGACAGUUCUGGAAAGAUCAUGAGCAUGAAUUUCCUACACUUGCACGUAUAGCUCGGGAUAUCUUCUCUAUCCCUGCUACUGGUGCUGGUGUAGAGAGGUUAUUUAAUUCAGCUCGUGAUAUCUGUCAUCAUCGAAGAGGUCGUCUAAAUGCCAAUACCAUUCAAGACCUAAUGAUGUUUACUUGUGCAACUAGAUUUGAGAUGGAAGAAGAACAGAUUGCUUUCAUCCAAUCUCUAUCUAUUCACGAGGAAGGUGAGACAGAUGAUCUUUUUACUGAGACAGAAGAUAUUGAACCAAUCAGUGAUACCGAGGAA